Molecule: messenger RNA, 1629 nt
Organism: Fusarium vanettenii 77-13-4
Lineage: Eukaryota; Fungi; Ascomycota; Sordariomycetes; Hypocreales; Nectriaceae
Exons: 4
Coding region: 1-1629 (542 amino acids)
Biological process (GO): transmembrane transport
Molecular function (GO): transmembrane transporter activity
Source: RefSeq, a predicted model, not a curated record
AUGGGAAACGAACCCAAAGCUGAGCAAUCAGGCCAGCUUUCCGACUCCAAAGACGAAUCGAGUUCCUCAUUCACGGACCAGACCGUACAGGAGGCCGGAAACUUGGAUGGAUGGAAACUGGCCUUGGUCAUCACCGGGCUUUGUCUUGCUGUCUUUUGCAUGGCACUUGACAACACCAUCAUUGCAACCGCAAUCCCUCGCAUCACCGACGACUUUCGUGCUUUGGAUGAUCUAGGCUGGUACGGCUCGGCUUAUCUCCUCACAACCUGCAGCUUCCAGUUGUUCUUUGGGAAGCUCUACUCGUUCUACUCGGUCAAAUGGGUCUUCCUCACCGCCAUCGCUUUCUUCGAACUCGGCUCCUUGGUCUGUGGCGCCGCGCCAACCUCGGCGGCUCUCAUUAUCGGUCGAGCGAUCGCGGGCAUCGGCUCCGCUGGAAUAUUCUCUGGAGCUAUCCUCAUCAUAGUCCUCAGUGUUCCAAUGAGGAAGAGGCCUAUCUACGUUGGCCUACUCGCGGGCAUGUACGGCCUUGCUAGCGUUGCUGGUCCGUUGAUGGGUGGUGCUUUUACCGACAGGCUCUCUUGGAGAUGGUGCUUCUAUAUCAACCUCCCUAUCGGGGUCGUCACUGUGCUGUUUGUGGUACUGUUCUUGAAGCCCCCUCAAGCCAUUUCAGGAUCAGUUAAGGAGAAGGUUCCCUGGAAGCAGCAGAUUGGCCAUUUUGACCUCCCAGGCACAGCCUGUUUCUUGCCAGCCAUCAUCUCGCUGCUCCUAGCAUUGCAAUGGGGAGGUUCCAGAUACCCUUGGUCUAAUGGCCGCAUCAUUGGACUAUUCAUUGUUUUUGGCGUCCUCAUCAUACUCUUUGUCGUUAUCCAAUUCUGGAAACAGGACAAGGCGACUGUUCCUCCGAGGAUCUUUGCGGAUAGAACAGUCUGGAGCUGCGCCUCAUUCGCCGUUUGCUUUGGCGCUUCUUUCUUCCUCCUUAUCUACUAUAUCCCGAUUUGGUUCCAAGCCGUCAAAGAUGCCAGUGCUGUUCGGUCAGGGAUCAUGAACUUGCCCAUGAUCCUUGGGUUAGUCGUCAUGUCAGUCGUGACUGGAGGUGCAGUCAGUGUCAUUGGGUACUAUACUCCCUUGAUCCAUGCAUCGUCUAUCCUGAUGAGCAUCGGUGCUGGGCUGUUGACCACAUUCCGUGUAAACACCCAGUCCCCUGCGUGGAUAGGCUACCAAGCUCUCUACGGAAUUGGAGCCGGCCUCGGCAUGCAACUCCCUCUUGUCGCAGUGCAAACCGCUCUGCCAGAACAAGACAUACCUAUUGGUACCGCGACUCUGAUGUUCUCCCAGACUCUUGGAGGUAGCAUAUUCGUGCAGGUCGCCCAGAACGUCUUCACGAACCAGCUCAGCAAAGAAAUUCAGGGUGCAGGACUUGACGCCGGGAUUGUGCUUGGAGUUGGGGCAACAGAGCUGCGAGACAGUGUACCUGCGGUUCACUUGCCAGAGGUUCUGGUUGCGUAUAGCAAGGCUCUAACCAACACCUGGUACGUUUCUGUUGCCAUGGCUGUCAUCUCACUUAUCCCUGCUUUGUUUGUUCCGUGGAAGUCAGUCAAGGACAAGAAGGUGGAGAUGGUUAUGGCGUAA